Messenger RNA from Hibiscus syriacus, 2748 nucleotides. RefSeq names its product cell division cycle protein 27 homolog B-like. Gene Ontology annotation, biological process: cell division. NCBI's taxonomy places the organism in Eukaryota, Viridiplantae, Streptophyta, Magnoliopsida, Malvales, Malvaceae. Gene Ontology annotation, molecular function: protein binding. The record is from RefSeq and is a predicted model, not a curated record. The transcript has 16 exons. The coding region runs from base 95 to 2350 and encodes 751 amino acids.
GAGAACCCCGGUAUCGGCAACCAGAAAACCUCUCUCUCUCUCCCUCCAUAUUUCCUGUUGUUUCUAUGUUUUUGGGCAACCAAAAUAGGAAGCCAUGGAAGCGAUACUCACAGAACGUGUUCAAAACAGUCUCCGCCUUUUCAUGUUCAAAAACGCCAUCUUCCUUUGCGAACGCCUCUUCGCUGAGUUCCCUUCCGAGGUGAACUUGCAGUUGCUAGCUGCUUGCUACUUGCAGAACAAUCAAGCUUACUCUGCCUAUCAUAUUCUAAAGGGAACACAAACUGCACAAUCCCGCUACCUGUUUGCAAUAUCAUGCUUUCAGAUGGAUCUACUUAGUGAAGCCGAAACAGCUUUAUGUCAUGCUAAUGAGCCUGGUGGAGAGAUCCCAAAUGGUGCAGCUGGUCAUUAUCUUCUUGGACUUAUUUACAGGUACACAGAUAGAAAGAAAAGUGCCAUUCAUCAUUUUAGGCUGGCUUUAUCAAUAGAUCCUUUACUUUGGGCUGCAUACGAGGAGUUGAGUGUAUUAGGUGCUGCUGAAGAAGCAACUGCAGUUUUUGGUGAAGCAGCUGCUCUUUGUAUUCAAAAGCAGUACUUACAUCAAGGGGAAGCUACCCUGCAAAUUUCCAGUGAGGAUUAUAAUUUGGUUUCUUCGCGGAACUUUGCUUCUGAAGAUGCCUGUCCCAGGCAAGUCAAACACACACAAGGAAAUAGCUAUAGAGAUAUUCUUGGUAAUAAUCAUGGAGCAGCUGUGUCGAGUGGAGCUGCUUCUCAGCCCCAAAAUGAUGGUCCUUCACCAUUUUAUAAUACUCCUUCACCAAUGGCUUCACAGUUGUCAGGUGUAGCUCCUCCACCCUUGUGUAGGAAUGUGCAGCCAAAUGGUUCCAACCUCAACAAGGGUAAUACUGAUGGUUCUCCAAGGUCAGUUGUGAACACUACCAUUCAAGCACCUAGAAGAAAGUUUGUUGAUGAAGGAAAAUUACGAAAGAUUUCUGGGAGGCUGUUCUCUAAUUCUGGUCCCCGUCGGAGUACAAGACUCUCUGGAGAUUCUCGGGCAAACACGAAUGCAAAUGCCUCAGUCGUUGCUGGAAAUGGGACUAAUAAUUCUUCUAAGUACCUUGGAAGUUCUAAGUUGAGUUCUGUGGCUCUUCGUAAGGGACAGUCACGAGCGAAUGAAAAUAUUGAAGAAGGGUUAAGGACUGAGGCAGUUGAUGAUGCUCGGGCAAAUAUGGUGCCAGUGACUUCUAGUUCAGUUUCUUCUGGUGAUGUUAGAUCUCAUGGCCAAGAUGGGGCAACUGUUCUGGUUGGUGGGGUUGUUAUUAGUGGUUCAAAAGUCAUAAGUGGUGCUUCAGAAGUAUUAUGCCUUUUAAGAACCCUUGGGGAAGGCUACAGACUUUCUUGCCUGUACAGAUGUCAGGAUGCAUUGGAUACCUAUUUGAGACUUCCACAUAAGCAUUAUAAUACAGGCUGGGUGAUGUCCCAGGUUGGAAAAGCUCAUUUCGAAUUGGUGGAUUACUUGGAAGCUGAACAAGCAUUUAGUCUUGCCCGUCGGGUGUCUCCCUACAGUUUGGAAGGAAUGGAUGUUUACUCCACUGUUCUAUAUCAUUUAAAGGAAGAUAUGAAGUUGAGUUACUUAGCCCAAGAACUGAUAUCAACUGACCGCUUAGCUCCUCAAUCAUGGUGUGCCGUGGGAAACUGUUACAGCUUGCAGAAAGACCACGAAACUUCUCUGAAAAAUUUCCAACGAGCUGUGCAACUGAAUCCAAGAUUUGCAUAUGCGCACACCCUUUGCGGUCAUGAAUAUGUUGCUUUAGAGGAUUUUGAGAAUGGAAUCAAGAGCUACCAGAAUGCACUCUGUAUUGAUUAUAGGCAUUAUAAUGCCUGGUAUGGUCUGGGAAUGAUCUAUCUUCGUCAAGAGAAGUUUGAGUUUUCAGAGCAUCACUUUGGAAUGGCUUUCCAAAUAAAUCCACGCUCUUCUGUUAUAAUGUCUUUUCUUGGAACUGCUCUUCAUGCCUUAAAGAAAAGUGAGGAUGCUAUCGAGAUAAUGGACAGGGCCAUUCUGGCAGAUAAGAAGAACCCUCUUCCCAUGUAUCAAAAGGCUAAUAUACUGAUGAGCUUGGAGAAAUUUGAUGAUGCUUUAGAAGUUCUGGAGGAUCUUAAAGAGUAUGCCCCUCAUGAAAGCAGUGUGCAUGCUUUGAUGGGUAAAAUCUUUAAGCGGCGUAACAUGCAUGAAAAGGCCAUGCUUCAUUUUGGUAUUGCUUUGGAUUUGAAACCAUCUGCAAUCGAUGUUGCUACAAUUAAGGCUGCCAUUGAGAAGUUACAUGUACCGGAUGAAUUAGACGAUAACCUUUAAAUCCACGGGAGUUUGAAUAAGCAAGGUGGAAAGGGAUCUCCUGUAAACUUUCUGGCUAAGAACAUGUUUGCGCAGAGUGAUUGGCCUUGCUUGUGCUUUCGGUUGGUGCUGAAUAAAAUGGUAACAAAUUUUUGAUAAGAUCAAUUAGUUUGUGCAGCCAGAGCUGAUAGGCAGAUAUUAUGAAAGUGACCCCAGUUUUGUGGGUGAUUCGCAUACUGAGAGUAUUUGAUUAACAAACUAGUGAACUGAAAGCUGCCACACUUGUAUUCCAUAGUUGUAUUAUCAUGCUGACAACAAGGGCUUGUACCAUUAUCUUUAUAGCUUCUACUUGUUUGUAAUUUGCUUUACCAAUUCAUUGAGGCAACAUGUAAUUCAAGUGUUCGCUCGUAACUUCAUUU